AAAACCCUCAAUACACUGACAAACGGCAAACUUCUAAAACCCUAAAAGGAUCUGCUGGAAAUCUAAUUUAGUCGCCAUUAGUGAGGUUAUAGCUGAAAUAAUCGACAUCUCCACCGAUUUCCUCUGAAAUCUGAAGCGGUAGAAAUACUGAAAUGGCGUAUUGUAGAGCUCGUGAUUUCUUGUUCUGCGACUUAUGUGGUACUUUGUUAUCUUUGGAGUCGUAUAAGUACACAAAGUGCCAAUUAUGCAACUCAAAGAGAAAACUUAAAGAGAUUGCUGGAAAAGAAACAAGCUAUACUGUGACGGCUGAGGAUAUUAGAAGAGAGCUGCGAAUUGAACCAUUUGUAAAAGUAGAUGGAAUCUCAACUGAUGAGGGGCAAGUACAAAGAUCUACAGUGAAUCAAGCUUGUCCGAAGUGUGCUAACCCACAGCUUGAAUAUCACACGAAGCAGUUGCGGUCUGCUGAUGAAGGGCAGACAGUAUUCUACGAGUGCCGUAAAUGUGGACACAAGUAUAAUGAAAAUUCUUGAGUAUUCAUUUGAAGUAUCUGAACAAAGACAUCAUCCUAGGUAAAACCUAAAAUCUUCUGGCGUCCUGCAAUUACAAUGGACUAGAAAGGGGUAGAUUACCAAUUUUGCAAAGAUGGCAUGUGGUGUGCUCCACAUUACAUUUUGUAUUUCGGCCUCCAUAAUGAAAAAGUUGUAUUUUAGCUGCUCUUUCUCUUUGAAAAAUUUGUACUGGUAGGAGUUGAAAACAAAAACAGCUAUCUAGACACCAUUGCCACCAAUAUUGUACUUUUUUGCCAUUUUUGCAUGAGAUAUAUUGUCAGUUCACUAAGGUGAGCUUCAUGCUUCAA
Molecule: messenger RNA, 856 nt
Organism: Papaver somniferum (opium poppy)
Lineage: Eukaryota; Viridiplantae; Streptophyta; Magnoliopsida; Ranunculales; Papaveraceae
Product: DNA-directed RNA polymerase I subunit RPA12-like
Exons: 5
Coding region: 153-530 (125 amino acids)
Biological process (GO): DNA-templated transcription; termination of RNA polymerase I transcription
Cellular component (GO): RNA polymerase I complex
Molecular function (GO): nucleic acid binding; zinc ion binding; DNA-directed RNA polymerase activity
Source: RefSeq, a predicted model, not a curated record